Molecule: messenger RNA, 480 nt
Organism: Fragaria vesca subsp. vesca
Lineage: Eukaryota; Viridiplantae; Streptophyta; Magnoliopsida; Rosales; Rosaceae
Product: SKP1-like protein 4-like
Exons: 1
Coding region: 1-480 (159 amino acids)
Biological process (GO): SCF-dependent proteasomal ubiquitin-dependent protein catabolic process
Cellular component (GO): nucleus; cytoplasm
Molecular function (GO): cullin family protein binding
Source: RefSeq, a predicted model, not a curated record
AUGUCGACUGAGAACAAGAAGAUGCUGACCCUGAAGAGUGAGGACGGAGAGGUAUUUGAGAUUGAAGAGGCUGUUGCUGUUCAGUCACAGACCAUCAAGCACAUGGUGGAGGAUGACUGCGCCGACAACGCUAUCCCCUUGCCCAACGUGAAAGGCCCCAUUCUUGCUAGGGUCAUCGAGUACCUAAAGAAGCACGUUGCUGAUGCUGAAGAGAAUAAGGAAAGCAAGAAAGAAGAUGUGGGACUCAAGGAAUUCGACGAAGAAUUCCUCAAGGUGGACCAGAGCGUGCUGUUUGAUCUGAUAUUGGCAGCCAACUAUCUGAACAUCAAGGAGCUGCUGGACUUGACAUGUCAGGCUGUGGCGGACAUGAUCAAGGGAAAGACUCCCGAACAGAUUCGCAAGACUUUCAACAUCAAGAAUGACUUCACCCCUGAGGAAGAAGAGGCGGUUCGAAGGGAGAACCAAUGGGCUUUUGAGUGA